AUGUCCUCUACAUUGGAAAAUCAUGAGUCGCGUGCAUCAAUCACAUCAGAAACCAAAUCACCCAAAAUCGCAUAUAAUUUAUCAUCCAUGCCACAUGAAGUGAAGGAAACCAUUGUCGAAUGGCUUUAUCUUUCAUCUCAAAUAAACCAGCUACUCCGUCGACAUUGGCAAUACGAUAUCCCUCACGAUUCCAUCGGCUUCUCUAGGCUUGAAUCUGACGAAGAGUCUACCAGUGAGAUCGAAUUCGGUUUGAAUUCUACCGCCAUCGAUCUGAAAGAAUCAGGUUUACACUUGAAGAAAUCAUUGAAAGACAUUCGAUACAUGUCAGGAACAUCUGGUGGAGAAGUCCGACUGCGAGGAAAUAUCGACCUGACCUCUUACUUGAGAUCUUACAAGCUUGCCCUCGCCUGA
Molecule: messenger RNA, 411 nt
Organism: Melampsora larici-populina 98AG31
Lineage: Eukaryota; Fungi; Basidiomycota; Pucciniomycetes; Pucciniales; Melampsoraceae
Exons: 3
Coding region: 1-411 (136 amino acids)
Source: RefSeq, a predicted model, not a curated record